This is a messenger RNA of Eleginops maclovinus (Patagonian blennie), 1713 nucleotides long. RefSeq names its product keratin, type II cytoskeletal 8-like. Gene Ontology annotation, cellular component: keratin filament. Bases 76 to 1146 code for a protein of 356 amino acids. Gene Ontology annotation, molecular function: structural constituent of skin epidermis. The record is from RefSeq and is a predicted model, not a curated record. NCBI's taxonomy places the organism in Eukaryota, Metazoa, Chordata, Actinopteri, Perciformes, Eleginopidae. Gene Ontology annotation, biological process: intermediate filament organization; keratinization. The transcript has 9 exons.
UCCUGACGACUGCAGGUAUCCUCACCUCUCACCUGAUCUUCCUCUGAGAGUCAUCUCCCUCUAACCAGCAGCAAUAUGUCUAAGACGAGAGAUUACAGCAGCCAGUCAUACUCUCCCGGGAGCAGUGCACCGGUCAAAAGCACUGCGGGAAAAAAGAUCGACACUGAGGGCAAAUCCAGAGAGAAGGACGACAUGGUGGGACUCAACGACAAGUUCCUCAGGUUGAUCGAAAAGAAAAAGAACUUGGAGGAUGACAACAAAAAGCUUGACACAAAACUGAAGAUCCUCAAGGAGAAGGAGGACUACGAUGGGAAAAUUAAUGAUAUUGUCAAGCAGCUGGAAAACGAGAUGGAGCAACAGAUCGAGAACUUGCUCCAAGACCAAGCAAAACUGAAGGCUGAGCUGCUCUUGAACCAGGAAGCGGUGGAAGACACCAAGAAAAGAUAUGAAGUUGAGUUUGUAAAGAAAGCUGAUCUGGAGAACGAGUUUAUCCUCAAGAAAAAGGAAGUAGAUGAGGGCCACUUGGAUGCAGUAGAUCUGGCUUUGGAGCUGGAAGACCUGAUGGGAAAACUGGACUUCCUCAGGAUUGGCUAUGAUGAGGAGAUCAAGGAGAUGGAGUCACAGGUCCAGAACGAGUCAGUGGUCUUACGCGAAAACAGCAAACGAUCCCUUGAUAUGGACGAAAUCCUUAACAGUGUCAAGAAUCAGUAUGCCAAUUUGGCCUCCCGCACGAAGGACGAAGCAGAGCAGUGGAAUCAGAAAAAGAUGGAGUCCCUGGUCCUAAAUGCAGGAGAGCGUGAGCAAGAGGUGCGCGAUAUAAAGAGGGAAAUCGCUGACCUGGUGCGCAUCAUCCAGAGGCUCAACGGGGACCUGGAGGCUCUCAUAAGAAAGGAAGACUCCCUGAAGAGCAACAUCGGUGAGUUGAGGCAAGAUGACCAAGAACACUUAAAGAAGGCUCGGCAGGACAUUUGCCAGCUGGAAGAGGCCUUGAAGCGGGCCAGACAGGACUUGGCGGGACAGAUCCGCGAACACCAAGAGCUGAUGAACCUCAAGCUGGCUCUGGACAUCGAGAUUGCCACCUACCGCAAGCUGCUGGAGGGCGAGGAGCAGAGAAUGAAUAACCUCAUGCGCCGCCUAGAUUUCUAAAAAUAAACCAAACAAUUCAAGUCCUUACUUGCACCCAGACGUUCACCUGCCAUUGAAGAAACACCUGCCAGAGAAACCUCGAGCCCCAGAACCCUCCGAUGUCCAGGAGAAAUGGUUAUCCCAGGCUUGAAGAAACGCCUGCUCAUCCGGUUGGAGGUGGAGGCCGGCCAAGUCGUUUCCAAAAGCUCCCAUUACUCUGAAGAUUGACCGGCAUCGUCCAUCACACCUCUGUCCGCAAAAUGUGAAUCAAAGAAAUUGAAAACACUGUGAAAGUCUUUUUAAAUCCAAUACUUUAUCUUUACAAUCUGUUUGUGUGCAAAAGCUUCUUGGCAGGUUGAUCGUUUGUUCCUAGAGUCCGUGCUUGUUUGAGACGUUUUGUUUAUGUCCAGUAUUUAAAGAAAUACUUUCUUAUCUUUGUUUGCCUUUGCAAAGACUAUGUGUUCAGCCCUAUUCAGUUGUUUCUCUCAUACCUUUGUGAGCAAAAAUAAGAUGGUGUCUUUGUGAUAAAGAAACGCUGUAAAAGUAUGCUAAUGAAGUGAACACUAAAAUAAAGAACAGGUGACUAAA